Molecule: messenger RNA, 2122 nt
Organism: Mercurialis annua (annual mercury)
Lineage: Eukaryota; Viridiplantae; Streptophyta; Magnoliopsida; Malpighiales; Euphorbiaceae
Product: probable protein phosphatase 2C 52
Exons: 6
Coding region: 483-1904 (473 amino acids)
Biological process (GO): protein dephosphorylation
Molecular function (GO): protein serine/threonine phosphatase activity
Source: RefSeq, a predicted model, not a curated record
ACCUUUUUUCGUCCUUUUCUGCUUUUCUGUUUCUGCUUUAUUUCUUCUUGGUAGUGGGAAUUCAAAGUUUUUAUCUCUCUUAUUACAAAUUUGCAAAUUUCUUUUCUUUUAUGAGUUCUGCUAAAGUUUGAAAUAUUUGAGCAAACGGAUUUUAGAUUCCUCUAUUUUCCUUGGUUAUUUUCUUGGCAACCAAUCAUAGAUUUAAGGCUUUUCAUCAUGGUGAUAUAGAGCUGGUUUGUUAUCAAUCAAGAUAACCCUCAGCAGAUUGCAAUUGACCAGGAUUAAAAGAUACCAUUUCUAUUUUGAGGUGUAAAAUGACAUGUGCUUUCAUGGGUGGGAAUCUUUGGUGUUCAUAUGACCUUUUCCUUAACCAACUGUUUUAGCCAAAUUCAGAGUUUCGGGUUUAGAUCUGUUCUUCCCGGAAAAAAAAGCUCGUCUAUUACUUCAACUGGUGAUGCCAUCCUCAUCCUAAGAUUGUGCAGAUGGGGGCUUGUGUCUCGACUAGCAGUCGAAGUACUUGUAGUAGCAGGAGCAAUGGAGAGACAGUUCCCGCUCCUUGCUUGGGGAUUGGAAUUUGUGGCCAAAAGAAAACUAAAACAACCUUCUUUGAUCAUGCAGUUACACUGCAACAUUUACCCUCCAUACCUAACAGGAUGUUUACUAAUGGAAAGAGUCGAACUUCUUGUAUAUUUACGCAGCAGGGUCGCAAGGGCAUAAACCAGGAUGCAAUGGUCGUGUGGGAAGAUUUCUUAUCGGAAGACAUGAUUUUCUGUGGUGUCUUCGAUGGUCAUGGUCCACAUGGCCAUCUUGUUGCCCGCAAGGUAAGGGAUGCGCUGCCAAUAAAAUUACUAUCGUUCCUGCACUCGAUUCAGUCGGGGCAGAAUGAAUCAAAUCAAACCUGUUUUAAGGGGAAUUCAAAGAAAUCGGAUGCUGGAGAGUGCGAGAAGGAUGGCUCAGCUGAAGAUAAAUUGAAUUCUACAUGGAGAGAAGCAUUCUUAAAGUCGUACAAGGCCAUGGACAAGGAGCUGAGAUCUCAUCCUAAUUUGGACUGCUUCUGUAGUGGUAGCACUGCUGUUACUGUAGUAAAACAGGGGUCCAAUCUUUUCAUGGGAUAUAUUGGAGAUUCUCGUGCCAUCAUGGGAUCUAAGGACAGCAAUGAUUCCAUUGUUGCAAUCCAGUUAACUGUCGAUCUGAAACCCGAUUUGCCAAGGGAAGCAGAAAGGAUUAAACGAUGUAAAGGUAGAGUUUUUGCUUUGCAAGAUGAACCUGAGGUCCCAAGAGUUUGGUUGCCAUUUGAUGAUGCCCCUGGCUUGGCGAUGGCAAGGGCGUUUGGAGACUUCUGUUUGAAGGAAUAUGGGGUGAUUUCAGUACCUGAAUUCUCGCACCGCCUACUUACCGAGAGAGAUCAAUUUAUUGUUCUUGCCUCAGAUGGGGUUUGGGAUGUAUUGAGCAAUGAAGAAGUGGUUGAGAUUGUAUCAUCGGCUCCAACGCGGGCAUCAGCUGCAAGAAUCGUGGUGGACUCAGCUGCUCGUGAAUGGAAGCUAAAGUAUCCAACAUCGAAGAUGGAUGACUGUGCAGUGGUGUGUUUAUUUUUGGAUGGGAAAAUGGACUCAGAAUCCGAUUAUGACGAACAAGGCUUUUCUUCUGCAACCAUCCAGAGCAAUCAUUCUGGCAAUGCAGUUGAAUCAGAUGACGGCCAGAAGUCGGAGCCAUGUUUGCAAAGGAAUUAUACUGUCAGAUCAUCAGAAGAAAACGAUAGUUACGGAAAACUAGUUGCUGAAGUUAAUGGAAACGGUGACACAGUAACCAGUGAAGAUCAGAGUUGGUUGGGUUUGGAAGGCGUCACGCGAGUGAAUUCGCUCGUCCAACUUCCUAGAUUUUCUGAGGAAAGACCAAACCCAUAAUUUUGCUGUAUUUAUAAAACUGAAAUGGGGCUGACCUAAGUUGUAGUGUUUUGGCUUUUGAUGAUCUCUAAAUUUAAGGAAUUUCUUGGGCUAGGGGCAUUAUUUUGGAAGUUUAAGCUGGUAAACUGUGGCUAGAGCCUUUUGUUACUGUACCUCACAGAAAUGUAGCAAAACAGCUUUCAUUAAGGAAUUGAACUGAAUCAAUAUAGUUUCUGUAA